UAAUGAGCUUGCUGGGGGCCUACAAGAAAAAGACCAGUUACGAUGGCUAUGAAUCUUUGCAGUUGGUCGAUAGCGGCGGAGACAGCUUCAGUGUCGGCAGGGGGAGCAGCAGCAGCGGCGGCGGCACACUCGCAGGCUCCAUAGCGGCCACCCUUGGACCGAAGGCAGGCCCGCUGAGAGAGGAGGACUGCAGCACCAUGGACAGCUCAGAUAUGGAUGCCAAUUAUGGUGGAGGGUUGUUGGAUAUGGUGAAGGGAGGAGCUGGGAAAUUCUUCAGCAACUUCAAGGACAACUUAAAGGACACGCUGAAAGACACCUCCACUAAGGUCAUGCGUGAGGUUGCCACGUACACCAAAGGGGAGCUGGACAUUGCCUACAUCACAUCACGGAUCAUAGUGAUGACCUACCCAGCGGAGUCGGUGCAGAUUGGCUACCAGAACCACGUAGAGGACAUUCGUUCAUUCCUUGACAGCCGCCACGCCGACCACUACACUGUCUUCAAUCUAUCACAGCGCAACUACCGUGGCGCCAAAUUCUCCAACAGGGUUUCAGAGUGUAACUGGCCCUCUCGCCAGGCUCCCAGCCUCCACAACUUGUUCGCCGUGUGUAAGAACAUGCACAACUGGCUCAAACAGAAUCCCAAGAAUGUGUGUGUCAUCACCUGCUCGGAUGGACGUGCUCCCUCUGGUGUUUUGGUUUGUGCCAUGUUCUGCUUCUGCCACCUCUUCAACAACCCGGUUCCUGCCAUGCAGCUGCUCAGCGCCAAGAGACCAGGUUCCGGCCUCUGGCCCUCACAUCGCAGGUACAUAGGUUAUGUGUGUAGCAUGGUAUCAGAGAAGCCCAGUCUACCCCACUCUAAGCCCUUGAUGAUCAAGGGACUCACCAUGAGUCCGGUCCCCUGCUUCAACAAGCAGCGCAGUGGCUGUCGGCCCUUCUGCGACGUUCUAAUCGGGGAGACAAAGAUCUUCACAACUGCACAGGAGUACGAGAGGAUGAGAGAGCACAGGGUCCAAGAGGGUAAGGUAGUUUUCCCUCUGGGUGUGAGUGUGCAAGGAGACGUGGUCGUUUCAGUCUAUCACAUGAGGUCAACCAUUGGAGGACGUCUGCAGGCUAAGGUGUCCAACACCCAGAUCUUCCAGAUCCAGUUCCAUACUGGUUUCAUUGCUCCUGGCACCACCAUGUUAAAGUUUAACAAACCUGAGCUGGAUGCUUGUGACUCUCCUGAGAAGUAUCCCCAGCUCUUCCAUGUGAUACUGGAUGUGGAGGUGGAGGGGGUGGACAAGCAGAAAGACCUGACACCACCGUGGGAGCAGUUCCCCUGUAAAGACCUUAGUCCCAAUGUGCUCUUCUCCUGCCAUCAGGAGCAUCAGGAUGCACUGGCUGUUGCUGAGCCAAGCCGUCCCCACGGAGGUCCAGACGGUCGGGGCCAUGGUGAGGAGAGUGAGCCCUCGGACGACGAGAUGCUCUCUCUCUCCAGCCAGCGAAGCAAUGCCAACACAGCCCCCCAAAAACCUGACCCCCCUGUUCCGAUGCCUGACGCCCCUGCACCCGCUGAAGAAGUGGAUCUUCUUGGCCUUGACGGGGAGGACGUCAGUCGUCCCACACCUCAGCCCCCAUCCGCUGCCGCCACAACCACUGACCUCCUAGGGGACUUGUUCGGGGGCCCACCCCAGCCAACCAGUGGGGCGUCAUCUGCCCAGUCCACACCACAUAAAGUAGUCCCAAACACUGCCUCGCCAUGUCCCUCCCCUGCACCAACCGCAUUCGAUCCCUUUGGGACCGGUCCCAUGCCCAAAUCUCAGGAUGUGAUGGGUUCAUUCCUUGGACCAGGUAACGUGGGGCAGCCAGACCCCUUCCUGCAUGCUGCUCGCUCUCCAUCACCCACCCUGCAGCCUACAAGCUUGGGCCGGAGUUCCCCUGUGCCGCCCAACACCCCAACCGUCAACAUUCAGCAGCAAAAUGCAAAGGGAGGGUGGGACUGGAACAGACCUGCUACUACAAGCACAGGAGGAGGCCUCGGUAUGGGCAGUCGAUCAGCCACUACAAGUCCCACAGGCUCCGUCCACAGCACCCCCACCCACCAAACCAAGCCAAACACCCUGGACCCGUUUGCUGACAUAGGCAACCUUGGAGGUUCUGGCUUCUCCAGCAAACCGACCACUCCUACUGGGGCUGCCCCUACCUUCCCUCCCAUGGGCUCCCCAUCGCGACCUCCUCCAUCUCCACAGCACGGCUUCCCCUCGUGGCAGCCAGGUGCUGGAGGCGGUGGAGGAUGGCAACCCCAAGGACAGGGUCCCACCCCGCAGCCAAAGCCCAGCCCCAGCCACACCCCCAUGCCUCACACAUCGCCUCAGAACCGACCCAACUACAAUGUCAGCUUCUCUGCGAUGGGUGGGGGAUCACCCAGCGCAGGGGGCAAAGCACAGGCUGGCAUGGGUUCAAAGCCCAAAGCUUCGGCCGCCAACUUUGAUGACCUGCUGUCUGGUCAGGGCUUCACAGGGACCAAAGAAAAGAAAGGGCCCAGGACUAUAGCGGAGAUGAGGAAGGAGGAGAUGGCCAAAGAGAUGGACCCAGAGAAAAUAAAGAUUCUUGAAUGGAUCGAGGGGAAGGAGCGUAACAUCCGUGCUCUGCUGUCCACCAUGCAUACUGUGCUGUGGGAGGGGGAGACACGCUGGAAGCCUGUGGGCAUGGCUGACCUGGUUACUCCCGAACAAGUCAAGAAGGUCUACCGCAAAGCUGUUCUGGUCGUCCACCCAGAUAAGGCAACAGGACAGCCCUAUGAACAAUAUGCCAAGAUGAUUUUCAUGGAACUAAAUGACGCCUGGUCAGAAUUUGAAAGCCAAGGACAAAAACCCCUCUACUGAAUAAAUAACGAGAGGGAGUAAGCGAGGAGAGGACGCCCCUCCUGAUUCUGUCAUCUAAUCCUUAAAAAUGUGUCACCACUUCUGGUUAACAUACUCCAGCAGCACCCUACAACAUCUGCCUUUAUACCUGUGCUUUGACCCGUACUUCUCUUCUCACCUCACACAAACACAGAACCUCCAGUUGAUCUGCAAAGAUGGCAAGAGACGACAGAACAACAACAGUGUGACUGAACAAGCGACUGCCCGUAGCUCAAAUGUACGUACGUAUGUAUGUGGUGCAACAUUGUCCUUCCUUGUCGAGUGUCCUUAGCCCUGAAAUCAACCCACCAAUCAAAGCAGAGUCACCGGGACGUCUGGGAAAACAAAAGAAGCGCUUGAUUCAGAAGAGAACGGUCAAAAGAGUGAGAGACGCAGGACAUAAGAUAAGAGAAAAACACAUCAGGAAGUAAACUGAACAAGCAUUUCACAGACUGCUCUAAAUACGGGAUUCAGGGUGCCAGAUAGUCUGUAAGGCACAAAUAAGCAUUUAACAAGCAAUCAAGCCAUUUACCUACAAAACAUCCUGUUGUACUUUGUGGGAAAAAUUGGAUCCAGGAUCAGUUCUGUCAUAUCAAAUCCAUAGUUUUUCACACAAUUGAAUGUUCUUAGAAAUAUGGAAAAAAGCGGCAGUAUGUUUUUAGCUGGCAAACCUGUUUUCCAUCCAAAACAGGCUGUUUGGAUGUAUUAUUUAAUUUAGAAAUUGUUAUGAAAGAGAACGAAAGCAACUGCUAUUACCGCUUUUGACACUGAUUACAGGUUGGCUUCCUUCUCUAUUAGCCUUUUUGAUUUAGACUGCUGAGGAUAAUUUAAAGUGAAAAUCAAGGGCCUCUUUAAUAAAAACUGAGGUCAGAAGGCGGCUGCAUUUUCACUUCCCGACUUAAUAUUCAUAUGAUGGAUUGAAAAAGAGCUGUUUGUACUGUCGGAGAUGAUUGGUGUGUCUGAUGUAACCAAGCCUUGUGUGUUUCCAAGUUUGCAGGGAACUGAGGAUUGUAUACUGUAUUUUAAGAUUAGCACAUGUACAGUUCCAUACAUGAAGCACCUCGAGGCCUCAUGCACACUCACUCGUACAGUAACAUAUUUUUGCAAGGGAGCAAAAGCACAAACUUCACUUGGUGCAGCUUUGAAAGGAAAGCCAUUGUUAUUAUUUAUUCAUGCGUUCAUUUUUGUGUGUUUCAGAACUGCUGCAUUAUUUAUGACAUCUGCUCCUGUAUGUUAAGGACAUGUUUGGGAUUUUUGGGCCAUAAUGUUUAACUCGGGCAAGUUAGCAAAACAUAGGAAUAAUUUGUAAGACUAUGUCACAUUUUUUGUGUGUAACAUUUAAUAGUCUGCAUGUUUUCCACAGACAACAAAAGGGGCACUAAAACUUAAGUGCUGCUCAUGUAACUUUUCUUUUUGCCCCACAAACUUUCCCCAAUGCAGAAAGAGUCAUGGGUUGAUUUUAUAGGGGUGGAAAAUGUUCUGAGAAGAUGAUACUAAUGUACUUUACUGUAUUUGACUUCUUCAUACCUUAAAUUUCAAAUUUAAUUCAGACCUUGCAUAUAUCUGCUGUCAUUACAAUGAUUUUAUCAGAACUUUUACAGUGAUUGCAAUAUGUUUUUUUUUUUUUUUUAAGGGGAGACACCCCAGGUGAAAAGGGUAAAACUAAUUAACUAAUAGUUAUCACACACGCCGGGUUCAAAACUUGUUUUUUUAAAUGUUGUUGACGUAUUAAAGCCACAGGUUUUUAUCACCCCAUAUAUCAGAAAAUACCAUCAACAGUCAUAUGAAAUCUGUUAUUACUGUGUUUUUAGUUCUAUAAAUUAGGCAAAGAAGGAUAUAUGAACAAACCCCUCUGUAAAAACUUUCAGAAUAAAGAUAGGAAUAAAACUGGAAAGUUGGUAGAAAGUGAGGUACUACUGAUUUCUGGCCCAGAGUAUGAGAAAAAAAAACCUCUCCUCGAGAAAAUGGGCUUUACAGAAAUGUAUUAUAGAACUCCUGCACUUUUAGACAGAAAUCAAGACACCAGGGGAAACAUUUUAACUAGUUGAUAAUACCAUGAAACUUCCCCAGCUGAUUACUUGCAUUAAAAAAGUUUCUGAAAUUUCUGAAAGAAAUUUCAUUUCAUGUUUAGAUAUACAAACUAAGCAUUAUCUAAUUAAAUAUGCAAUUUUGCAUAUAUUUCUUGAACAGAAAUCUAGACAAAAAUAAACACCUAAAUGUGUAUUUUGGAUGUUUUGUUUCCACUAGUCUGAAGAGGACAUUUUAGAGGAGCAAAAUAGCCCCAGAUCUCAAAAGUUCAUGAAAAAAUUGUUUUUACCUAGGUUGUCUCGCCUUUACUUUAUGUUUACAUUUGUGAGACAUUUUUGUCAUAGCACUGACACUUUUAUUUAUAAUUAUCACGCAGCUUUUUGUCAGGGUGAGCAAAAUUACCACUAUUACAUAUCAACAGCAAGAUGCAACACACAUGACUGUACAUGUUAAGUAUAAUCCAGAACAAAUUUAAAUUCUCUCCAUAUAAUUCACUGUUAUGGUGGCUAAAGUGAUAGUUUCUCUGUAAAAUGGGACUCCUGACAUUGUCUUCUUGUGCAAAAGGUAUUUCAUAGUCCUGGGAUGAAGUCCAUGGACUAAUGACAAACAUAUGCAAAAUUAUUUACUUAAUGAAGUAUUAUUAGCAAACGGAAACUAAAGCAAUCCUUAAUUUCUUUAAGGGGUUUAAGGAUUUCAAAGGAUAUUAGCAGGAUCAUGUAAAGCAGAGUUAUUUUAUUCUGAUACUUGACCUCUGUUAUCAAACGUGUAUAAAGUCAAUUUACACACACACACACACACACACACACACACACA
Molecule: messenger RNA, 5723 nt
Organism: Plectropomus leopardus (leopard coralgrouper)
Lineage: Eukaryota; Metazoa; Chordata; Actinopteri; Perciformes; Serranidae
Gene: dnajc6
Product: DnaJ (Hsp40) homolog, subfamily C, member 6
Biological process (GO): clathrin-dependent endocytosis; synaptic vesicle uncoating
Cellular component (GO): postsynaptic density; cytoplasm; intracellular membrane-bounded organelle
Molecular function (GO): clathrin binding
Source: RefSeq, a predicted model, not a curated record